This is a messenger RNA of Gossypium raimondii (Peruvian cotton), 2685 nucleotides long. RefSeq lists its product as uncharacterized. Gene Ontology annotation, molecular function: RNA cap trimethylguanosine synthase activity; protein binding. Gene Ontology annotation, biological process: 7-methylguanosine RNA capping; 7-methylguanosine cap hypermethylation. The transcript is spliced from 11 exons. NCBI's taxonomy places the organism in Eukaryota, Viridiplantae, Streptophyta, Magnoliopsida, Malvales, Malvaceae. Bases 124 to 2175 code for a protein of 683 amino acids. Gene Ontology annotation, cellular component: nucleus. The record is from RefSeq and is a predicted model, not a curated record.
AACAAAUAUAGCGUAGAAUCGUUUUAAGAUUGUAAUUGGAGUAGUCGGCGUGCUAUAAAAGUUCAAAGCCAACCGGAGAAGCUGUCAUCGUGUAAGAAAAGCCGGAGAUUUUGGGCAUCGAAAAUGGACACAAUCGAAAACCAAUGCGAAGCUCCAGCUAUCAAAGCUUUGGGUUCUCUCUUUAAGCUCACUCAAGUUCACUUAUGGGAUUAUGGCUCUAAGGAGACUCGGGAAUUUUCUUUCUUAUUAUCCGACACCACUAAAUCAUGUACAAAAAAUGAUAAGAACUGCUCAAGCAUUUCUCAUGGGAGCUGUGAUUUCAGUACUUCAGUAGAGGAUAUUGAAUUGGCUAAAGAAAUGGAUGCUUUGGGGCUUCCCCUUUCCUUCCACACCAACAAGCAGACAAGUAGUAAAAUGACUGUUAGCAGAAAGAAGGGUACACGUCCAAAGCAUUCUAAUCGUCAUAAAGAUAUUGAAGAAGUGAUGGAAUUUUCCAAAGUGAGUGAGAUGGAGAUUGAAUCUCCUAUUUUUCAUGAUAACUCGAGCAGUUCUUUUUGUGAAUCAUCUUAUCAUGAUGUUGCAGUGGGUGUUGAUGGAUCCCUAUGCCUUGGUCAUAAGCAAGAAGAUUCAACAAGCUUGGUUGGGAUGGAACAAAAUAACGAUGGGAUUUCUGACCUUGUGACUAAUGAUGCUUGGGAAUGUAACUUGGCACGGCAGAGUGAUGUUGUGUCUAAGGAUGAUGAUAUAAAUAUGGUGAGCUCAACUAGUUUAGGUGCUGAACUUUUACAAGAAUAUUGCUUAAUGGAACCAGGUAUCAAUCAUUGUAAUAACAAAGAAGAUGGAAGCUCGAUGGAGCACGAAAAGGUUGAGAAGGUUUGUACUUGUAAUGGCACUCAGCAGCUACUUGUUCCCAAGUCAUUUUCUACAAAUUCAGAAGGGCUUGAUUCUGAUUGUAAUGACCAUACAUAUGGUGGGGAUUUUGGUGAUUGGAGGGUGUAUUGGGACUCUUUCUACUCGAGGAACUACUUUUAUAAUAUCAAAACUCAAGCUUCCAUGUGGGAUCCACCCCCGGGAAUGGAAAAUCUAGUUUUUGCUAACCUUGAUAAUAAGUCAGAUGAAAUGGCUAUUGACUCCAUUGAGAAAUCCGUACAUGAUGGUGGAUUAGAGAAGCUGUUAUCUGAUGAGCUUUCAAACGGGACCGAACUUGCUGCUGCUUCUAAUUUGACAAUACCUUCUGUAAGCAAGAGUUUUGAGCUUGCUGGUGAACAUUGUGAGACUAGUGACUUUUGUGAUGGUGAACUUACAUCAGAAUUAAUAUCAGAUGUCCAGGACAAUCUUGAAAGUGUGACCAAGACACCCACUGAAACAAUAUCUGAUGCUGACAAAAUUGUUCUAGAGACUGUUGCUUUAGCAAAAGGUCAGGUGGAUACUGAGCUUGAGGCUGUGACUAGGAAAGGGAAAAAGAAAACAAGAAAACGAUCUCAGAGGAAGUUAUCUCGGGAUGAUGAAGAACUUCAAUUUCAAGGAAUGUCCGAGGAGCAUUCCGCCAUUAUAGGUAAAUAUUGGUGUCAGAGAUACCUACUAUUCUCCAGAUUUGAUGAUGGUAUUAAAAUGGACGAGGAAGGGUGGUUUUCUGUAACUCCAGAGUCUAUAGCUAGGCAUCAUGCAUCCCGUUGCGGGAGUGGCAUUGUAGUCGACUCUUUUACUGGAGUUGGUGGGAACGCCAUUCAAUUGGCCCAGAGGAGUGCACAUGUUAUUGCUAUUGACAUUGAUCCAAAGAAGAUAGAUUAUGCAUAUCAGAAUGCAACUGUCUAUGGCGUCAAUGACCAAAUAGACUUUGUAACCGGAGAUUUUUUCACUAUAGCACCUAAAUUGAAGGCAGACACUGUCUUCUUAUCUCCUCCUUGGGGAGGUCCUGAUUACGCUAAAGUAGAGAUAUAUGACCUGAAGACAAUGCUGAAGCCACAUGACGGAUAUUUCCUGUUUAACGUUGCGAAGAAAAUUUCCUGCAGAAUUGUCAUGUUUCUCCCUAGAAAUGUAGAUCUCAACCAAUUGGCUGAAUUGUCCCUGUCUGCACAGCCUCCUUGGUCAUUAGAGGUUGAGAAAAACUUUUUGAAUGGCAAGUUGAAGGGGAUAACUGCUUACUUCACGGAUACGGCAUUUGAAGGCAUUUGAAGGACAAUAAAAUCAGCAGCUAUCUUUUUAAGUGACGAAGGAGACUGAGGACAGUCUUUUAUGGAUCAUAAGCUUGUUGAUUCCCUUCACCUCGACCCCAAUUUUGAUUACGUCGAUAUUGGAAGUAAUGCUAGUGCUUUGAUAUUCUCUCUACAAAAACGAAAAACGUAACUCACCAACAAUGUAGGGCACCAAGUUAGUCGCCUUAUGACUUACACAGCUGUAUAUUUAUGUCAACCAAGGAAUAGGUAUAGGGUGAUGUAUAGAGACUAUAUGCCUUGGACAACAUCGGAAAGCUGACAAUCUUGUGUCGACCAUUCUGUCUUAGUUAUCUGAUUUAUGAUUAGGCUAGGAUAUUUUCAUCUCUUUAUGCCGGUUCUAACAACCGGCCAUCCUCGUCCGUCAUGUCUUCAGCCACUUUUAGGGCACACGGUGUUGUACUGAGAGCCGAAAAUCGUGUAUACGGUACUCCAAUACAUUAAGGUAAGUGGUUUUGAUGCAAAGUCAGAA